Messenger RNA from Vigna unguiculata (cowpea), 1410 nucleotides. RefSeq lists its product as uncharacterized. Gene Ontology annotation, molecular function: zinc ion binding. Lineage: Eukaryota; Viridiplantae; Streptophyta; Magnoliopsida; Fabales; Fabaceae. The record is from RefSeq and is a predicted model, not a curated record.
AUGGAAAAGACAGUUAGAGAAAACCCUAGUAUGAAGGUCAUGGACAUUCGUGACAAGGUCAGUAGGAAAUGGAAUGUAGGUAUCUCUAGAAAUAUGGCUUUUCGGGCUAGAGCUAUUGCUAGAGAUCACGUGGAUGGGUCUUUUUCAGAACAGUUUAGGAGAAUAUAUGAUUAUGCACAUGAACUGUUGAGAACCAAUCCAGGUUCUACUGUAAAGCUUAAUGUUGAGAACACAGAAGGUGAAGUUAUAUUUAAGAGAUUCUAUGCAUGCUUGAAGGCAUGCAAAGAUAGUUUCACGUGCUGUAGACCUUUCAUUGGAUUGGAUGGCUGCUUUCUCAAAGGAAGGUAUGGUGGCGAGUUACUAAUAGCAAUUGAAGAGAUGGGUCUUCUCCCAGCUAUGCAAGAACUUCUUCCUGGAGUGGACCAGAGAUUUUGUGUUAGGCAUUUGUAUGCUAAUUUCAGAAAGCAAUUCCCCGGAAAAAAUAUUAAACGUCUCAUGUGGAAGGCUGCAGGAGCAACACAUCCACAGGCUUGGGAGAAGAUAAUGAGGGACCUUAAAGAGGUCAAUGAAGAGGCAUUCAAACACUUGAUUGGUAUUCCUCCAAGGUAUUGGUCCAGAUCUAGAUUCAUUGUAAGAGCUCAGUGUGACACCUUGGUUAAUAAUAUGUGCGAGGUAUUCAACAAUGUGCUAGUGAAGACUCGAACAAAGCCAAUAAUAAGUAUGCUGGAGGACAUUUGUGUUUAUAUCAUGAAGAGAUGGGCCAAAAACAGAUCUAAGGUGCAGUCUUUUAAAGGUUCAGUGUGUCCCAGAAUUCUUGACAAGCUUAAGAAGGAAUCAAGCUUAACAAGGCACUGGAUACCAAGAUGGUCAGCAGAGAAGUUGUUUGAAGUGAGGCAUGCUUCAAAUCUAGGGGAACAAUUUGUGGUUAAUAUUGACAAGAUGGAGUGCAGCUGCAGGAAAUGGAGCAUCACUGGACUUCCUUGUUGCCACGCAAUUUCUGCCAUGAAAUUUUUGAAUCUGAAAGGAGAAGAUUUUAUAGCCAAUUGGUUCAGGAAAUCCACGUAUAAGGAGACGUAUAACUCAGUAGUUUACCCAAUUAAUUGUCAACAGUUGUGGGAAGUUACAACAUAUCCUGAUGUCCUGUCACCAAUCAAAAGAAUUAUGCCCGGAAGACCUAAAAAGAAAAGAAGAUUGGAACCUUGGGAGCUGAAAAAGGAUGAGACCGCAUUACGAAAAGGAGGAGUUCGCAAAAGGUGUGCUGUGUGCAGGGAAAUUGGUCAUAAUAAAACUGCUUGUCCUAAAAAACCACCGCCACCACCAGAAGCAGCAGGACCAUCACAGCAAACUGGCCCACCAGCACCAUCAGGCCCAUCACAGCAAACUGGCCCACCAGCACCAUCAGGCCCAUGA